AUGCCAUUUGAGUACUGUGCGAAAGACUUGGUCCCUGCAAGUGCUCAAAUGCCUAUCACUAAAUACAAGGCCGCCGCUCUCCAUGAGGUCACCUCCGAGCCCCGGUGGUUCGACCUCGAGGCUGGCGUGCUGAAGACGAUCAACUUCAUCAACGAGGCCGGCCAGGCAGGAUGCAAGCUUGUCGCCUUCCCAGAAGUCUGGAUCCCCGGCUACCCCUAUUGGAUGUGGAAGGUGACCUACCUCCAGAGCCUGCCCAUGCUCAAGAAGUACCGCGAGAACUCGCUCCGCGUCGACUCGGAGGAGAUGCGCCGCAUCCGCCGCGCCGCCCGCGACAACCAGGUCUUCGUCUCCAUGGGCUUCUCCGAGCUCGACCACGCGACGCUGUACCUGGCGCAGGUGCUCAUCACGCCGACGGGCGAUAUUGUGAACCACCGGCGCAAGAUCAAGCCGACGCACGUGGAGAAGCUUGUCUACGGCGACGGCGCCGGCGACACGUUCAUGUCGGUCGUUGAGACGGAGAUUGGGCCGUGUCGGCCAGCUCAACUGCUGGGAGACAUGAAUCCGUUCCUCAAGGCCCUCAACGUCAGCAUGGGCGAGCAGGUCCAACGUCGCCCGCGUGGCCCGUGUACCCGGACGGGCGCGUGGGUGCUCGCGCCCUUUCAGCGGCUGUCGGUCGAGGGAUUGAAGAUGAACACGCCCGAGGGCGUCGAGCCCGAGACAGACCCUUCGGUGUACAACGGGCACGCGCGCAUCUACAGGCCUGAUGGUAGCCUGGUGGUCAAGCCGGAGAAGGACUUUGACGGGCUGCUGUUUGUGGACAUUGACCUCAACGAGACGCACCUGACGAAAGUGCUUGCCGACUUUGCGGGGCACUAUAUGCGACCAGACCUCAUUCGGCUUCUUGUCGACACGCGCCGCAAGGAGCUCGUCACCGAGGCAGAGGGACAGAACGGCAUAGAGUCAUAUAGCACGGCGCACCGCCUUGGGCUGGAUCGCCCCCUUGAUAGCGUGCCAGAGCGGGACGUCAAGAAGGUUGGCGGGAAUGAGGCAGCUCUCAAGAACACUCACGAGGGUUAG
Messenger RNA from Verticillium alfalfae VaMs.102, 1077 nucleotides. RefSeq names its product cyanide hydratase. The record is from RefSeq and is a predicted model, not a curated record. Bases 1 to 1077 code for a protein of 358 amino acids. The transcript is spliced from 6 exons. Gene Ontology annotation, molecular function: catalytic activity. NCBI's taxonomy places the organism in Eukaryota, Fungi, Ascomycota, Sordariomycetes, Glomerellales, Plectosphaerellaceae.